UAGUUAUUUAUGAUGCAAGGUGAUUUGUAAAUUAGUGAGACAGCAGCCACCUGCACUGUCGGCUGCAAAGUCGAACGAGCCCAAUACCAAACCAAUCAGGUGUUCAACGAAAUGAUUCUUCAGACGUCAUUGAUCACGUGCUGCUGAUAAAGGGACACUGCUUUGAAUUAUACCGCUUAGCGACUUCAGUACAUGCCUCAUAGCUUCAGUCUCAAACUUAACCCCGUUCCUGCUGAAGAAGAGGAGGUCUGCUGGAUGGAGAAGGAAGCUCUCGUGAAAGAGGAGGCUGUUACAAUACAAAAACAAGUCGAGGUUGAGGCUGUUACCGUGAAAGAAUAAGAGAAAGACGUCUCAGUUAAAGAAGACUCGUUCAGAAUGAAAGAGGGCGACGACGUUUCAGUGAAAGAAGUGGAGGGGGAGGUGACUGUGUCAUCGAACAAUGAAGAAGAGGAGGAAACUGGAUAUCUGGGCCCGGUUUCACAAACGCAUCUUAAGGCGUCCGAUGGAUCUAACGAUGAACAGGCCCUGAUUAACACUAGAGAGAGACGGGACUACCGUGGAUCCUCUGGGGAGCCUCAACAACCUCAUUAUGCUGACAAGGCAGAGAAGAGUCUCUCCAGAUCAGAACCCCCCAAGAAACACCUGCAGAGAUCCACAGGGAAGAGAACUCACUGCUGCUCUGACUGUGGGAAGAGAUUCACCUCAUCAGGCAUUACAAUUCAUCAGCGAACACACACAGGGGAGAAAUCUUAUAGCUGUGAUCAAUGUGGGAAGAGUUUUACUACAUCUGGCUCUCUGACUUUACACCAGAGAACACACACAGGAGAGAAACCUUAUAGCUGUGAUGAAUGUGGGAAGAGUUUUACUCAGCUCAGCAGCCUAAUAACACACCAGAGAAUACACACAGGAGAGAAACCUUAUAGCUGUACUCAAUGUGGGAAGAGGUUUACUCAACAAUGCAACCUGAUAUCACACCAGAGAACACACACAGGAGAGAAAUCUUAUAGCUGUGAUGAAUGUGGGAAGAGUUUUGCCCAAUCUGGAGCGCUGACAGUGCACCAGAGAAUACACACAGGAGAGAAAUCUUAUAGCUGUGGUCAAUGUGAGAAGAGUUUUGGUCAAUCUGGAGAUCUGAGAGUUCACCAGAGAACACACACAGGAGAGAAACCUUAUAGCUGUGGUCAAUGUGGGAAGAGUUUUGGUCAAUCUGGAGAUCUGAGAGUGCACCAGAGAACACACACAGGAGAGAGACCUUAUAGCUGUGAUCAAUGUGGGAAGAGUUUUGCCCAAUCUGGAGCGCUGACAGUGCACCAGAGAAUACACACAGGAGAGAGACCUUAUAGCUGUAGUCAAUGUGGGAACAGUUUUGCUGCAUCAAGAACUCUGACUCAACACCAGAGAAAUCUUUUGUCUGUGAAUAAUGUGGGAAGAUUUUUGGUCAAUCUGGCCAUCUGGUAUCACACCAGAGAGCACACACAGGAGAGAAAUCUUAUAGCUGUGAUCAGUGUGCCAAGAGAUACUUUAAUAAAAUAUCUCUGAUCAAACAUCAGAAAAUACAUACAUGAAUGAGUUAUUUCAUGAUAUCAAUGAAAAAAUGUCACAAUGUAGAAUGUUUUAACAUUGUAGUAGGAGUGUUUUAAUGACGUCACAAUGUAGAAUCCUAAACAUUUGUCCCCUGUUCUAUUGAUUUCAACAUGAUAUGGAUAUUAGCCUCAGGGGGAAAAUCCAGGCUCUGAAAUGGAAGAGUAUUAUUUAACAAAAAGUGAUUAACAAAUUUUUUUUUUGUUACACUUACCACGUUCGUGAUCCACUUGAACCUAAAUGCAACACUUCAAAAUGUAUCAAGCUGUUUUCUGCAAGUUGUCCUCUAACCAGGGAUGUACACAUUACUCCCAGAUUCAGUGUGGUUUUUGAGCUGUUAGCUUUAACAGGACGUGCAACCCCAUCUCUCUCCUCUUGCACAAAUUAUUUUUGAUUUCAACAUGAUAUCGAUGAGUUAUAACAAAUAAGUGUUGUGUUCCUUUGUUUAGUGACUCCUAAAUGUAAAUGCAUCACUCCAAAAUGUAGCUGACUGUCUUCUGCAGGUUGUCCUCUAACCAGUGAGGUAAAAGAUAUCUCCCAUUUCCAUGUGUUUUUUUUAGUUGUGUUAGUUUCAACAGCACAUUCAACCUAAUUUCCCCUCUAAUCGAUAUCAGUGAUUUAUUGCUUCUUGUCAAAACAACAGCGUUUUUGGUGCUUGUGCAGUUUAUAAGGAGCUUGUUU
Molecule: messenger RNA, 2262 nt
Organism: Oncorhynchus kisutch (coho salmon)
Lineage: Eukaryota; Metazoa; Chordata; Actinopteri; Salmoniformes; Salmonidae
Product: zinc finger protein 239-like
Exons: 2
Coding region: 376-1539 (387 amino acids)
Biological process (GO): regulation of transcription by RNA polymerase II
Molecular function (GO): RNA polymerase II cis-regulatory region sequence-specific DNA binding; DNA-binding transcription factor activity, RNA polymerase II-specific
Source: RefSeq, a predicted model, not a curated record